CUUGGUCAGGGCGAUCCGCCCAGCUCCCUUAGAAAGUUGGCAACCUUGCUAGCCAAAAGCAGCCUCCCCUUUUCCUGAAACUUACUCUGUCCGUGGUGCUGAACCAUUCUGCCGAGAGACCCGCCCAGACCGGCGCUGUCAGCCCUGGUGAAAAAAUCUUCCCUGACGCUGCCCAAAUCAGAACUGUGUGUCUGUUAUUUACUCACGUACUCAACAAGCAGCAAGCCUUCUCCAUCUUAAUUCGAUUCUACCGCAGAGCAGCGUACGCCGGCGUGAUGGGAGGAGGUUAUGGGCAGGGAGGAAAAACUAAUAGCAGCAUUGCCCACCUGACACCUGAGAUGCUCCCCUGAGUUCUGAAUGUGUUCUGCUCCUUACAGCAAACACACCAUUUUUAAAAGUACUAUUCCUUUGACUUUGCCCUUACACAAGGAUUCUGUGGUAUUCUUUCCCCUUCGCCUAAAAGCCAGCAGAUUUGAAAGCAAUAAGCCUUCUAAACCGGGAAUUUACACUGUUUUUUCCGUGGACCGACUUCCAGGACAAGGACUCACUCAUCUGCAUCCGCCCAAAUACCAUGGCACUGCGUGCACCCUUUGCCGCCGGAUCCUCCCCUUCCAAUGAGACUUUCUGAUUGUGUCUACCAACUCUCCUAUUAGGAAACCCGUGGGUUGCAUGCAGCUAUUCUGUUGUAUUCUCAUUCUCACUCUCCCUCCCCUUUCUCACUCACACUCUUGCUGGAGGCACACCAAUACCAUUCUGCUCAGAAGAAAAAGCCCACAACUACCUUGAGCGAUUAAGACAAUAUGCGCAACCCUCGCCUUUCAUAGCGAUCGCUAUUUAAAUCUGGCAAGAGCGGACAACACUCUUUGCAAGAAUGGAGUCAGUAAAACAAAGGAUUUUGGCCCCAGGAAAAGAGGGGCUAAAGAAUUUUGCUGGAAAAUCCCUCGGCCAGAUCUACAGGGUGCUGGAGAAGAAGCAGGAGACCGGGGAGACCAUCGAGCUGACGGAGGAUGGGAAGCCCCUGGAGGUGCCUGAGAGGAAGGCGCCGCUGUGCGACUGCACGUGCUUCGGCCUGCCGCGCCGCUACAUCAUCGCGGUCAUGAGCGGCCUGGGCUUCUGCAUCUCCUUCGGCAUCCGCUGCAACCUGGGCGUGGCCAUCGUGGACAUGGUCAACAACAGCACCAUCCACCGCGGGGGCAAGGUCAUCAAGGAGAAAGCCAAAUUCAACUGGGACCCGGAAACCGUGGGGAUGAUCCACGGGUCCUUCUUUUGGGGCUACAUCAUCACCCAGAUUCCGGGCGGCUACAUCGCGUCUAGGCUGGCGGCCAACAGGGUUUUUGGAGCUGCCAUACUUCUUACCUCUACCCUAAAUAUGUUAAUCCCAUCAGCAGCCAGAGUGCAUUAUGGAUGUGUCAUCUUUGUUAGAAUAUUGCAGGGACUUGUUGAGGGAGUCACCUACCCAGCAUGUCAUGGGAUAUGGAGCAAAUGGGCCCCUCCUCUAGAGAGGAGUAGAUUAGCAACCACCUCCUUUUGUGGUUCCUAUGCCGGAGCUGUGAUUGCAAUGCCUUUAGCUGGCAUUCUUGUACAGUACACUGGCUGGUCUUCAGUAUUUUAUGUCUAUGGUAUCUUUGGAAUGGUGUGGUACAUGUUUUGGCUUUUGGUGUCUUAUGAGAGCCCUGCAAAGCAUCCUACUAUUACAGAUGAAGAACGUAGGUACAUAGAAGAAAGCAUUGGAGAGAGUGCAAAUCUUUUAGGUGCAAUGGAAAAAUUCAAGACUCCAUGGAGGAAAUUUUUUACAUCUAUGCCAGUCUAUGCAAUAAUUGUUGCAAACUUCUGCAGAAGCUGGACUUUUUAUUUAUUGCUUAUUAGUCAGCCAGCAUAUUUUGAAGAAGUCUUUGGAUUUGAAAUCAGCAAGGUUGGCAUGCUGUCUGCUGUGCCACACUUAGUGAUGACAAUCAUUGUGCCUAUUGGAGGGCAAAUUGCAGAUUUUCUAAGAAGCAAGCAAAUUCUUUCAACUACUACUGUGAGAAAGAUCAUGAACUGUGGCGGUUUUGGCAUGGAAGCCACACUGCUUCUGGUUGUUGGCUAUUCUCAUACUAGAGGGGUAGCUAUCUCGUUCUUGGUACUUGCGGUGGGAUUCAGUGGAUUUGCUAUAUCUGGUUUCAAUGUUAACCAUUUGGAUAUUGCUCCAAGAUAUGCCAGUAUCUUAAUGGGCAUUUCGAAUGGUGUUGGCACAUUAUCCGGAAUGGUUUGCCCUAUCAUUGUUGGCGCAAUGACAAAGAAUAAGUCACGUGAAGAGUGGCAGUAUGUCUUCCUGAUUGCUGCCCUAGUCCACUAUGGAGGAGUUAUAUUUUAUGCAAUAUUUGCCUCAGGAGAGAAGCAGCCUUGGGCAGACCCUGAGGAAACAAGUGAAGAAAAAUGUGGAUUUAUCCAUGAAGAUGAACUUGAUGAAGAAACAGGGGACAUUACUCAAAAUUAUAUAAAUUAUGGCACCACUAAGUCUUAUGGUGCCACAACACAGGCCAAUGGAGGUUGGCCCAAUGGUUGGGAAAAGAAAGAGGAAUUUGUACAAGAAGAGGUACGAGACUCAUAUAGCUAUAAGGACCGAGAUGAUUAUUCAUAACAAAACUAAUUGCUGGAUUUAUUUUUAGUGUUUGUGAUUAAAUUCAUUGUGAUUGCACAAAAAUUUUAAAAAAUGUGGUGUAAACAUGUAAACAUACCAACCAGGCAAGUCUUGCUGUAAAAAUGAGAUCAAAACAAACCCAUGAAGUUACCAUCAAGUGCAAUCUGUAGAAGUUGUGAAGUUCCAUCAUUUCCAUUCAGGUAAUUCAUUCUUACCUUUGUGACUGGUCAAAAUUGUAGAAACAAGUAGUUAUUCAUUGGAUUCAUAUGAGCUAAAACUCAUCACCAUUUAAUAAAGCACAACUAGAACAGUUGGCACAUCUCAUCCUCCAAAGGUUAAGAAGCCAAAGCUACUUGAUCAUGCAACAUGCACUUAAAUAUUUGUUAC
Messenger RNA from Lemur catta (Ring-tailed lemur), 3007 nucleotides. It is a transcript of the gene SLC17A6, whose product is annotated as solute carrier family 17 member 6. The transcript has 12 exons. NCBI's taxonomy places the organism in Eukaryota, Metazoa, Chordata, Mammalia, Primates, Lemuridae. Bases 872 to 2620 code for a protein of 582 amino acids. Gene Ontology annotation, biological process: synaptic transmission, glutamatergic; transmembrane transport; monoatomic anion transport. The record is from RefSeq and is a predicted model, not a curated record. Gene Ontology annotation, cellular component: synaptic vesicle membrane; excitatory synapse. Gene Ontology annotation, molecular function: L-glutamate transmembrane transporter activity; neurotransmitter transmembrane transporter activity.